Sphaerulina musiva SO2202 is the source of this 482-nucleotide messenger RNA. RefSeq lists its product as uncharacterized. The record is from RefSeq and is a predicted model, not a curated record. The transcript has a single exon. NCBI's taxonomy places the organism in Eukaryota, Fungi, Ascomycota, Dothideomycetes, Mycosphaerellales, Mycosphaerellaceae. The coding region runs from base 5 to 166 and encodes 53 amino acids.
GAGCAUGUCUAAUCCACCCAACGCCUUUUGUGCGCAUUUGUACGAUGACUUCGGUGUCAGAGAGUCCUUCCGCACCUCUCCCAUCAGACCGGAAGCGUGGAAGGUUGGAGAUGAGCUGUCUUCAAGAAAAAUGAUGGCUAUUGCGGCUGGCAAGCCUUGUACCUGAAAGAGCUAGGGGCACACCAAUGAGAGAAAGAGAGGGAGAGAGAGUGGGAGAGGGGGAGAGGGGGAGCGAAAAUUUUCUAUGGAUACUCCACAGCACGAAGGGGUGCACUUUUCCACGAGGUCUCGCACUGGCGCAUAAACCUUUGCCAGAGACAUGAACUCGCUAUUGGCCUUCAUGUUGUUCAUAUUGCCGUCAAAGCCCCAUUGGCGUCUUGCACUUGUAGCAGCGUUUCGGAGCUGUAUUGCAUAAGCGAAAAGAGGUUUCGGACCUGCCCUGGCCGCCAAUGAAGCCUCUGGUAUGCGCCCUCAUGGAUGAU